AUGACUGCUCUAUUAUCUGAAAAAAACUAUGAUACUAAACAAAGCAUCAAACUACUCACGUUUAAUACAUGGGGGUUGAAACUACUUUCAAAGCAUCGCAAAGCAAGAUUACAAGCAAUAGCUCACGAGUUGGCAAAUCCAAAGACGUCAGAUGAUGACUACGAUGUUGCGGCGUUACAGGAGAUUUGGUGUGAAGAGGACUGGGCAUAUAUAGAACACGUUUGCCGCAAAAAGUACCCCUAUCGCCGAGUGUUCAAAUCGGGUAUAAUUACAGGUCCUGGUUUAGCAGUUCUUUCAAAAAUACCCAUUGUUGAGACUUUUCUUUAUCGUUUCCCCAUAAACGGGAGAUCGUCGGCAUUUUUCCGAGGUGACUGGUACGUGGGUAAAAGCAUUGCAGUGACUAUGUUCCAAUCUCACGUACCAGGAAGCCUCCCUAUAGCAUUAUUAAACAGUCAUAUGCAUGCGCCUUAUGGCCAAGGUGAUGCUAGUUACUCAACACAUCGAGCUUGCCAAGCUUGGGAUUUUGCAAAAUUAGUGCGAAUGUUGAAAAAAGCUGGUUAUGCUGUGAUUCAAGUUGGCGAUUUGAAUUCCAAACCUGAAUCAUUGCCCUAUAAGAUUUUCACCGUGGAAGCAGGAUUAACCGAUUCUUGGAAUGUGUUGCAUCAUGAGAAAUUAAUCACUAAAAGUGAAGAAAUUGCAAAGUUGAGCUCAGAAGACCAAAUCAAACUUGCAGGCGUUACUUGUAACUCAAGGUUAAAUACUUGGAGAAAAUCGAGUAAAGCAGGCGACGCGUGUAGGAUAGAUUAUGCACUUAUUGAUGCCGAGAAUAUCAUUCCUAUUAAAGCACAGGUCAAAUUCACUGAAGUAUUGCCAAGUCCUUUACUUUGCUCGUAUUCUGACCAUUUUGCUUAUAGUGUUGAGUUGAAGAUAAACUCUCAAGCACAACAUGUAACGCCAGAAGAUAUGCAUAACUUGAAAGAAAGAGAAGGUGUAUACAAGGCCUUGAUCGCAGAGAUCAAGCACUAUAGAAGAGUGACUAUACCAUUUCAGGCUAUAUGGAGAAAAGUAUAUUUUUUCAUAUCGGUGAUCAUAGUCAUUGGAAUGCAUGUUGGGAUCGUGUUUGUUGCAGAUGUUGCAGGAUGGAUCUCGGUGAUUUUUUUACUCAUAACUACUAUCCUCAUUGUUUCUGGUUUAUUGAAUGGAAUGAUUUGGUAUUUUGGAGUGAGGUCAGAACUGAGAGCAUUGCAAGAAGUUCAAAUGGAAGUUGAAGAUGCUUAUACAUAUAUCCAAGAUUUAACAAUGGAGAAAACCCGAAGAUCAUCACAAUCCCAUCGUAAAGAGUCUCUGGAUAUCCAUGUUCAAGAGCUUCAAUGA
Messenger RNA from Lodderomyces oxycetoniae, 1374 nucleotides. It is a transcript of the gene ISC1, whose product is annotated as inositol phosphosphingolipid phospholipase. The transcript has a single exon. NCBI's taxonomy places the organism in Eukaryota, Fungi, Ascomycota, Pichiomycetes, Serinales, Debaryomycetaceae. The record is from RefSeq and is a predicted model, not a curated record. Gene Ontology annotation, molecular function: sphingomyelin phosphodiesterase activity. The coding region runs from base 1 to 1374 and encodes 457 amino acids.